AUGGAUACUUUAAAUCAGAAUGGCGCUUUCUCAGAACAUCCGGAUGCCUAUGAGUUAACUUUUAAUGGUUCAGUUUCUCACAAUCAGGAUUUAUUAAAUCGAAAAUUGUCUUUACGAAGUAUGCGUCAAUGUUUAAAAAUGGCUGUUGAUGGGUAUGAGGAAGCUGUUCAAGAACGUCGUGAAGUUGAAGAAAUGAAGAAUGAAUAUGAAAAAAUGGAACCAAGGUGUGGUUUAUUUUCUUUUUAA
Meloidogyne enterolobii is the source of this 246-nucleotide messenger RNA. NCBI's taxonomy places the organism in Eukaryota, Metazoa, Nematoda, Chromadorea, Rhabditida, Meloidogynidae. The record is from the annotation of a GenBank genome assembly.